AUGCUUAGAUUAUUAGAAUGGUUGCUUACUGGAUGUUGGGGAGAUGACUGUAACAAAAAAAACUUCGAAGAAAAAACAGUAGAAUAUCCUGGGUAUGACGGAUGGUACAACAAUGUUGGACGACCAGAAUUAGGAGCAAUUGAUACUCCUUUAUUGAGGAGGUGGCCAGCUGCCUACGAUGAUGGUGUAUACAAGCCUUCAGGCCAUAAUAGACCAGAACCAUUAGAGCUGAGUGACAAAUUACUUAGUGGUAAUAUUGGAUCCAAAUCCAGAACAGGGAAAAAUGCAUUACUUGUAUUUUUUGGACAACACGUUGUAGAAGAAAUUUUAGAUGCACAAAGACCUGCAUGUCCACCAGAAUACUUCAAUAUUAAAAUUCCAAGUGGUCAUCGUUAUAGAAUAAAACCUGGACAUUCUGAAAUGCCAGUAUUACGUACACGUUACGAUAGGGAAACUGGACAUUCUCCUAAUAAUCCACGUCAACAGUUAAAUGAAAUAACUCCAUUUUUGGAUGGUGGACUCAUUUAUGGUACCUCCAAAGCAUGGUCAAAUAUUUUAAGAACUUACUCAAAUGGAACCUUUGAUCCUAAUGGGUUAUUAGCGGCAUCUCAUGACAACUUAUAUCCUGAAUAUAAUACUGACAAAUUGCCUAUGUUUAAUCCACCCCCUCCAAUACAUCAUUACAAAUACAUUGAGCGACAUUAUACAGAGAAAGUCGAAAGAUUUUUUAAGUUAGGAAAUCCAAGAGGAAACGAAAACCCAUUCCUUCUCACUUUUGGUAUAAUUUGGUUUAGAUGGCAUAAUCUUAUAGCAAAUUAUAUAAGACGUCAACAACGCAAUUGGCCUGGUGAAAAAGUUUACAAUGAAGCUCGUAGGUGGGUAAUAGCAACACAACAACAUAUCGUUACAAAUAAAUGGUUACCUCAAUGGUUGGGAACAAAUCUUCUUCCAUACAAUGGUUACGAUCCAAGUAUUGACCCACAAAUAGAUCAAUUCUUCCAAGCUGCAGCUUUUCGAUUUGGUCACACUUUAGUGCCACCAGGCGUUUAUUUGCGGGACUAUGGAAGAAAUGGUUGUAAACUAAAACAGAAUUCUCAAGCAAUUAGAACGUGCAAUAACUAUUGGAUGUCAGAGAAUUCCAUUUUUGCAAAUUUGACAAAGGUGGAAGGAAUUAUUGAUAUAGAACAUUUGAUAAUGGGAAUGACUGUUCAAUUGUGUGAAGAAGAAGACCACAAAGUAGUGGAAGACUUGAGAGGUAGUUUAUUUGGUCCACUUGAAUUUUCCAGAAGAGACUUAAUGGCACUUAAUAUACAAAGAGGACGUGAUCAUGGACUUCCAGAUUAUAAUACUGCUCGAAUGGCAUAUAAUCUACACACAGUUAAUAACACAUCGCACUUUAAAAAUAUAGCUCCAGAAAGUUCAUUGGAAUUCUUAAAACUACACAAUUUUUCCUUUGACAAUGUUGAUACAUGGAUAGGAGGAAUUUUAGAAACCACCGAUGGACCUGGAGAAUUAUUUCAAGCUAUUAUACUCGAUCAAUUUCAACGUAUUCGUGCUGGAGACAGAUUUUGGUAUAAAAAUUCAAAAAAUAACCUCUUCACUAAUGAUGAAAUUAAAAGACUGGAACGUUUUUCAUUUUAUGACAUACUGAUACUUGUUACUACAAUGGAUCAUAAUGAUAUUCCACGUAAUCCUUUUAGAGUACCUACAUCAGAUAAGGAAAUCCAUCCUGAUUGUUAUAAAAAUGAAGUUAUUCAGAAGGGUAACUGCAAAAACUUUGAUAAUAUAAGUAUAUCUUGUUACCAUGCUAAACAAAUCACUAUUGAUGAAGUUGAUAAAUGUACAGAGCCUGGAACAUAUGAUUACUUCUACAAUAGUAGUAUAUCUUUUGUUUCAACAUUUGCAGGAUUAUUUACUAUUUUUUGUUGUUUUAUAACACUGCUGUAUUAUCAAUCAAGAUUAAAAUUGAGAAAAAAAAACCAAUAUCAAUCAAAGUGUAGGAAAUCACAUACAAUAACAGAUCAAGCUACUACAAUGUUUCCUGUGAAUGAAUGGCAAGAUAAAAAAUUACCGUUGAGACAUAUAAUUAUUGUUUUUAACAUGAAGAAACAGCAAUUGGAAGUAAAAAAUUACUUAGGACUUAUGAUACGAGCAAUAGAUUUGGUGCAUUGUGAAAUAAUAAAGGUGUAUAUUACUUCUGAUGGCAAUUAUGUUAUGCUUAGAGUGCAUCAUAAUUAUGAUUUAGUCUUAAAAUUUGACUCAGACUAUUUAAAAACAUUUUUUCUUCAAGCUAUGAAGCAAUUUAUUACAGAAUUAAACACAGUUUCGAUACAAAAUAUUGUAAAUAUUACAAUCAAAGAAUUGUUAAAACAAGCAGUUACCAAAAGAAGUCGACAAAAACGAUUAGAACAAUUUUUCCGUGUAGUUUUUUCACAGGCACUUCACAUAACACACACAGAAGAAGAAAUAUUAAAAAUAGAUUCAGCAGUGGCAAAAGAAGUAAUUUACACUGAAUUAACGUUAAUAGAAUUUUCUGAAGCACUAAGUAUGAGACCAGACUCGGAAUUCAUCAAAAAGAUAUUUAAUUUAGUUGAUAAAGAUAAAAACGGUUUCAUAUCAUUUAGAGAAUUUCUUGAUAUGUUAAUUAUAUUUUUGAAAGGUUCUGUAGAAGAAAAAGUAAAACUAAUGUUUGAUAUGUAUGAUAUAAAUGGAACAGGGAGAUUAAAAAGGGAAGAUUUUAAAAAUAUGUUAAGAUCACUCAUGGAAACAGUUAAUGCAGAUGUAACUGAUAAUAAUUUAGAAACUUUAGUGCAAUCAAUGAUGUGUCAUGCAAAUAUAGCAACAAAGGAAACUAUAAGUUUGCAAGAUUUUCAACAAAUCCUUAGUGAUUUUGAGAAUAAAUUAAACUAUGCAGAAUUAGAAUUUAAUAUAAAUACAGACGGAAAACAUAAAAAAUUACAUAUUGGAGCAUCUACGUUCAAAUCAACUUUUGUGGGAAAAGUACAGAGAACAAUAGAAAGUUUAUAUGCAGAUCCAAAUGAAUUACGAACAAGAAUCGGUGGUAACAGUGAAAUGAAAUCAAAUAUAAAUCAAGAAAAAAGUAAUAAUAUACAUGAAAAUGAAAAAAUUGUUGAACAUGUUCCACAUUCUCAAUAUUAUUGGUGUCCUUCAAUGAAAUAUCUUGCAAAUAAAAAAUUACAAAUAUUUUGGCUAUGUUUGUAUACCUUGAUUCUUCUUGGUACUUUUACAGAAAGAUUUUAUUAUUACUCUAUAGAACAAGAACACUUUGGUUUAAGACAUAUUUUAGGAUACGGUUUAGCAAUUACUAGAGGUGCAGCAUCUGGAGUAAUGUUCACAUACUCAAUACUUCUAAUUACAAUGUGUCAUAAUACAAUUACAAUUUUAAGAGACACUAUUUUACAAUUAUAUAUACCUUUCGAUUCUAUGAUUGAAAUGCAUAAAUACAUUGCUUGUUGGGGAUUAUUUUUUACAGUACUUCAUAUAAUUGGUCAUGGGUUUAACUUCUAUCAUAUUUCAACCCAGAAUACUGAUGACUUAACGUGUUUGUUUCCUAAUUACUUUCAUGCUACACAUGAAUUGCCUAAAUUCCAUUACUGGUGUUUUCAAACGAUAACAGGAUUAACAGGAAUUCUUUUAACUAUAAUAACAGGAUUAAUAUACCUGUGCUCUUUACCAAAUAUACGCAGAAUACUUUAUAAUUGGUUUUCAAUGACACAUUCUUUAUAUUAUAUUUUCUAUAUUUUACUAAUAUUACAUGGAGCAGGAAGGCUGGUUCAAGAACCAUUCUUCUAUUACUUUUUUCUGGGUCCACUAACUUUAUUUAUAUUCGAUAAAAUUACUACUCUGACAAGAAAAACAAUCGAAAUACCUAUCUUAAAGGCAGACAUAUUACCAUCAGAUGUGAUUUGCAUUGUGUUCCCUAAGCCACCCAAUUUUCAAUAUAAAUCAGGUCAAUGGAUUAAGAUUGCAUGUCCUGCAUUAGAAACAAAUGAAUAUCAUCCAUUUACACUAUCAUCUGCCCCUUAUGAAACACAUUUAAGUAUACACAUUAGAGCAGUCGGACCAUGGACAACUAAAAUUAGGAAUAGAUUAGAUCCUACUAUAACACCUGAUCAACCAUUACCAAUGAUUCAUAUAGCUGGUCCCUAUGGUGACAGCCACCAAGAUUGGUACAAAUAUGAUGUAACUAUAAUGAUAGGAGGUGGAAUAGGAGUUACACCAUUUGCAUCAAUAUUAAAGGAUAUUGUAUUCAAAUCAAACCAUGUAUCAAAUUUGGGAUGUAAAAAAGUAUAUUUCCUUUGGGUAACAAGAACACAAAAACAAUUUGAAUGGAUGGUUGAUAUCAUAAGAAAUCUUGAAAAUGCAGAUGUUAACAAUACUGUAAUAUUUCAUAUUUUUAUCACACAAUUUUAUCAGAAAUUUGACUUACGAACAAUAUUACUGUACAUUUGUGAACGACAUUUUCAGAAAAUUUCAAACAAAUCUUUAUUCACUGGUUUAAUAGCAAUAACACAUUUUGGAAAACCAAAUUUUUCACAGUUUCUCAUGUCUGUUCAGAAAUUACAUCCUACAAUUAAUAGGAUUGGAGUUUUCAGCUGUGGAUCACCAUCUAUGAUACAAGCUAUAGAUGUAGCUUGUAAGUCUAUUACUCUUAAUGAAAAACUUAAUGUUUUAUUUCAACAUCACUUUAAGAGUUUCUAA
Molecule: messenger RNA, 4722 nt
Organism: Dufourea novaeangliae
Lineage: Eukaryota; Metazoa; Arthropoda; Insecta; Hymenoptera; Halictidae
Product: dual oxidase-like
Exons: 26
Coding region: 1-4722 (1573 amino acids)
Biological process (GO): defense response; response to oxidative stress; superoxide anion generation
Cellular component (GO): plasma membrane; NADPH oxidase complex
Molecular function (GO): superoxide-generating NAD(P)H oxidase activity; peroxidase activity; heme binding
Source: RefSeq, a predicted model, not a curated record